This is a messenger RNA of Pongo pygmaeus (Bornean orangutan), 778 nucleotides long. RefSeq names its product KiSS-1 metastasis suppressor (gene KISS1). Gene Ontology annotation, molecular function: kisspeptin receptor binding. Gene Ontology annotation, biological process: positive regulation of cytosolic calcium ion concentration; G protein-coupled receptor signaling pathway. The record is from RefSeq and is a predicted model, not a curated record. NCBI's taxonomy places the organism in Eukaryota, Metazoa, Chordata, Mammalia, Primates, Hominidae.
GCCUCCAGUCACAGAGCCCGGAGGCAGAGGCCUCCCAAGGUGCCGUGCUCUCCAGGAGGGUCUGAGGAGGAGGGAGGGGCGGCAGAGUGGGCCUGUGCUUGGAGACGUCACCCCGGGCUUUAUAAAAGGGAUGUGAUCAGGGAGCUGGGGAGAACUCAGCCCGGGAGCCCAGCUGCCCACCCUCUGGACAUUCACCCAGCCAGGCGGUCUCGUCACCUCAGAGACUCCGCCAGACUCCCGCCCAGGCCAGGACUGAGGCAAGCCUCAAGGCACUUCUAGGACCUGCCUCUUCUCACCAAGAUGAACUCACUGGUUUCUUGGCAGCUACUGCUUUUCCUCUGUGCCACCCACUUUGGGGAGCCAUUAGAAAAGGUGGCCUCUGUGGAGAAUUCUAGACCCACAGGCCAGCAGCUGGAAUCCCUGGGCCUCCUGGACCCCUGGGAGCAGAGCCUGCCGUGCACCGAGAGGAAGCCAGCUGCUACUGCCAGGCUGAGCCGUCGGGGGACCUCGCUGUCCCCGCCCCCCAAGAGCUCCGGGAGCCCCCAGCAGCCGGGCCUGUACACUCCCCACAGCCGCCAGAUCCCCGCACCCCAGGGCGCGGUGCUGGUGCAGCGGGAGAAGGAUCUGCCAAACUACAACUGGAACUCCUUCGGCCUGCGCUUCGGCAGGCGCAAGCGGGAGGCGGCACGGAACCACGGCAGAAGCGCUGGGCGGGGCUGAGGGCGCAGGUGCGGGGCAGUGAGCUUCAGACCCUAGAGGAGUCAGAGCAUGCGGGGCG